GUUCUUGUAGUGAUGUGAUUUUUUUUAUUUAUUUCAAAUCAUUAUUAAUAAUCAUAUUUUCUGAUGGCGUCUAAUGUGAUGUCUGUGAGGUUCGUCUGCGGCUUUGUGCUCGGCGCCACUUCCGGCGUCACAGCUCUCAAACUCUAUCUGUAUGAAGAGCAGAAAACAGAGUCAGGGAGCUCGGCUUUUGGUCUCCUCGAGCGCUUCGGUCUUCCUGACAGCGGCGCCGAGACCCGGUUCUACAGGAAUCAUGCUCUGUCGUACGAUCAGACGCACCGCACGCCCCGCUGGGUGGCAGAACACCUGAGCGCUCAGGGAUUACUGGGUCACGCAGACCGCAAACACUGCCGAUUCAGACCCGAUCCCGGCGUUCCCGAACUCUUCACGGCCCGGAACGAGGAUUACCUGCGCAGCGGCUGGUCUCGAGGACACAUGGCCCCCGCCGGAGACAACAAGAUCUCCGAGCAAGCAAUGGCGGAGACCUUCUAUCUGUCCAACAUCGUGCCACAGAACUACGAGAACAAUGCGGGCUUCUGGAACAGGCUGGAGAUGUACUGCAGAGAUCUGACGCAGAGCUUCAGUCACAUCUGGAUUGUUUCUGGACCACUGCUGCUGCCUCAGACACAAGACAAAGGCAGCAGAACCGUCUGCUAUCAGCUCAUCGGGAAAGGCGACGUUGCAGUUCCCACUCAUCUCUACAAAGUCAUCCUCGCUCAGAAAGACUCGUCUCCAGACUCUCUGGCUCUCGGAGCGUUUGUUGUCCCGAACGCUCCGAUCGGCUUCGAGCAUCCGCUGACUGAGUUUCAGGUGAGUCUGUCUGAUCUGGAGCGUGUGUCCGGCCUGACGUUCUUCCCUGCGGUGGAGCGCCGCGAGCAGCUGAAGAAUCUGUGUGAUGUGGACUCCUGCCAGCUCAUGGACUUCGAACGCUUCACGCUGUACAUCAGCGGCCGGAAGCUAGCCAGCGCUAGGACCCUCGCGCGGCUGGAGAAGAUCAUGACGGAGCUGAAGGAUGCAGGCAUCACACCUGACCACUACCUGAGCAACCUUUACCUGGAGAAGAAACGAGAACUGGAAGAGAAAGCGGAACGGGAGAAGAAACCAGAGCCAUGAGAGUGCUGAGUUUUAUCGUUUUCCUUCAUUGCAUCGCAGUAUUUCAGUGCAUUUUUUACUUUUUAUUGUUAUUGUUGUUUUAGCAUUCAUUAAACCUUCAUCACUGGGACCAGCCUCACACACUCAGAAGUGUUGGAACGUUA
This is a messenger RNA of Carassius carassius (crucian carp), 1253 nucleotides long. Its product is annotated as nuclease EXOG, mitochondrial-like. The transcript is spliced from 6 exons. NCBI's taxonomy places the organism in Eukaryota, Metazoa, Chordata, Actinopteri, Cypriniformes, Cyprinidae. Gene Ontology annotation, cellular component: nucleus; mitochondrial inner membrane. The coding region runs from base 64 to 1110 and encodes 348 amino acids. Gene Ontology annotation, biological process: apoptotic DNA fragmentation. The record is from RefSeq and is a predicted model, not a curated record. Gene Ontology annotation, molecular function: 5'-3' exonuclease activity; nucleic acid binding; single-stranded DNA endonuclease activity.